This is a messenger RNA of Adineta steineri, 894 nucleotides long. The record is from the annotation of a GenBank genome assembly. NCBI's taxonomy places the organism in Eukaryota, Metazoa, Rotifera, Eurotatoria, Adinetida, Adinetidae.
AUGGCAAGUGUUGGUGAAAAUCGUUAUGGAAAAGAAGGUGUUCGUCUCGUACGAGUACGUCGUUCACCACAUAAUGGUAAUACAUUCGAUGAAUGGACAGUACGUGUCCUUCUCGAAGGUGAUUUUAUUACAAGUUAUACUGAAGGUGAUAAUUCAAAAGUAUUACCAACAGAUACAAUAAAAAAUACCGUUUAUUAUAUAGCCCAACGUACACGUACAACAUCAAUAGAAGAUUAUGCAAAAGAACUUGUAAAUUAUUUACUUGAACAUCAUUCACAAAUAUCAAAUGUACAAGUUAAAAUCGAACGUAAAGCAUGGUCAAAUAUAAUUAAAUCAAAUAAGACUCGUCAUUUAACAGCAUUUACAGAAACAAGUAAUGAAGUUCAAACAACAAGUGUUAGCCGUUCAAGACAUGGUGCAUUUUCAAUUCUAUCUGGUCUUAAAGAUUUAAAAGUAAUGAAAACAGCUAAUUCAAAUUUUACAAAUUUUUAUAAAGAUUCAUUAACAACAUUGGCUGAAGCUACUGAUCGUCUUAUGGGUACAUCUAUACAAGCUAAAUGGACAUAUGAAGAUGCAUCAUCAAGUAUUGAUUUUGAUAAAACACGUGAACAAAUUCGUGGAUUAAUGCUUGAUAUGUUUGCUGAACAUCAUUCUGAAAGUGUUCAACAUACAUUACAUGCUAUUGGUCAACAUAUUUUUGCUCAUGUACAAUCAAUUCAUAAAAUACAUUUAACAAUGCCAAAUAUUCAUUGUAUACCAGUUGAUUUAACUCGUUUUGGUGAACAAAAUAAAAAUGAAAUAUUUAUGCCUAUUGAUGAUCCUCAUGGUUAUAUACAAUGUGCAAUGAAUAGAUCAUCAUCAUCAUCAAAAGGAAAUCUUAAAUCAAAACUCUAA